AACACACACACACACUCAUACGCACGCACACACGCACGCACGCACACAGCCCUCCUAUGUUUGUCAGACUCAAAUCCGAGGGAGAGGAGCUAGCCGCCAUUUUCUAAGCGUCUCUCCCUAAAACGAGAGAAAAAGGCUGACGACAAACUGCCAUCUGGAUUACCUUCCGCUUACUGAGAAUCGGAUUUUUUGCUAAAGGAUUGCCGUGAAAUCGCCCACAGUUGCAGUAACGCGGGGAAGAAAGGAGUGUUUCACGGCCUUGUCUUUAUAUUCGCUCGUUAGCGGCGAGGCGAGCUAGCUGGUCGAGCAAGGUGUAGAUCGUUGAUUCGCCCAUUCGCCUCAAUCCGGAACGAAACCCGAGCGGCUCCGUGAACUGGGCCUUAUCGGGGGGCGAUCCGCUCGCAUUUUCCCCGGGAUUAAUUAAUGGCAGAGUGAUCGAUUCAAGCCGAGUUUUUUGUGUUAGCACCCUUGGUUUUUUUCCACUAAAACUGCAGGGGAUUGUUGCCGAAAUUCCCUCGGAUAGUGCAACCUCGUCACGUGGCUGUCCUCAGGUGGGGCAGUAAGCGGGUGGUGUGGAGCAGGCCGCGGUGCCCGUCCCUCUGCACUGCAUGGCUGCGAUGGCGCCCGCUCUCACCGACGCCCCAGCCGAAGCUCACCACAUCCGCUUCAAACUGGCUGCCCCAUCUUCAAGUCUCUCACCGGCCAGUGCAGAGAACAACGGUAACGCCAGCAACAUCCUCAUCCAUAGCAGCGGCCCCGCUAAGUGCAAGGCCGCGUCCGAAGAUUGCCCUCUUGAUUUUUGUGGCGGCGACCAGGAACAGCAGCAGCAGCAGCCCCAAGCCGACUCUGUGGCUCAGGCCUCGGCCCUGGGAAAGCUCCAGCCGCUGGUGGCUUCUUACCUAUGCUCUGAUGUGACACCUGUCCCUUCAACUAAGGAGUCAAUCAAGCUGCAAGGAGUCCUCAUCAAACAGUCUGUGUUGAAGAGCCACAGAAUACUGCCCAGCUCUCUGCUCAACGGCGGAGGAGACUUCCUGUUGAGGAAGAGGCAGGCGAUCGAACUCUCUGGCGGCCAGCUCAAAAGCCUCAUGAGUGGCAGCACUAACGGAGGUGGCCAGCCCAUGGCACCUGUCAAUGGCUUGGCCAAGAAGCUGGCCACUAUGUCUGGCCCUGGCUGUGUGGUGGCGGUGAAUGGUGACAAGCCGUCUGCCACCACAGACUCUCAGUCCCAGAACCUGCCCUUGGACUCUGAGACCUUGACAGCUACCUUAUCAGGGCAUAUCCCGGUGAAAGGAACCCUUAAACAGAAGCAUUCCUCCGGGGUUUCUCAAAAUACAGAUGGAAAAAACCUUGAACCGCCAGUGCUCCAGUCUGCUGCACUUUCCCCCUAUACCCAUGACAACCCUAACCCCACUGAACAAGUAAAUUUGGAGGAGGCUGAUUCACACACACCUACCAGUCAUCCACAGGGUUCUGACAGGGAGAGACCAGGUAGCAGCCAGCAGGGCUCCCCGUCCUGCACACCUGCGCCACAGCCUCCCCUACCCUGUACUUCUUCCUCGGACAGCCUUGAAACUCAUGUUAAGGAGCGCACUCUUCUCAACAGCAGCCGCCAAGCUGAAAUUGAAAGCCGGCUGCGGCGCCUGCGCAAACGUCUUCAGGUUGUACAGGCCAAGCAGGUGGAGCGGCACAUCCAGCAGCAGCUCGGUGGCUUCUUGGACUUGGCUCUCAGCCGGCUUCUGGCCGGUAACCGCAAAUCGGAGACGUCCACCCCUACAGCCACAUGGAGGACUGGACGCCACUCUUCCUCAAACAACAGAGACGGCCUUGGUCGCUUCCUGAAAAGCGGCUCGAUGCCCUUGGAACUGGAGAGGCUGUAUUUGAGUGGAUCAGCCAACCUUCAUUCUGCAGAAAGCGCCUUUGACUCAGAUGUAACAGAAAGUAGCUCUGGAGGGGACUCUGACCUAGAGGAGGAGGAGCUGACCAGAGUGGACAUUGAGCAGCGACAUGUCAAAAUAUGGAAGCGGGCAGAGAGUCGCUACACCGUAGAGAGAGCCGCCAUCAUCAGCCACUGGAACUGGCUCCAGGCCCACAUCUCGGACUUGGAGUACCGCAUCCGACAGCAGACCGACAUCUACAGACAGAUUCGCGCCAGCAAGGGCUCGGUGGAGUUGGGUGGUGUUUCCCCCAGCGGAGCGCCUGGCGGUGGGACAGAAGUGAAGACAGAGCCUGUAAAUACUCAGGAUGUUGGUUCAGAACGGCUGGAGCACACAGGCGCCGCCCACAUCUCCAACACAGAGCCCGGCCCUUGGAAAGGUCAAAACGCACAGCCAGUAAACGGCGUCCUCAGCAGGAUGGCAGAGAGUGCAGACACCAAGCACCAGCAGCCGUCAGCCUACGACAGCACGUGUGUGGCCGCGCGUACACGACCGCUAGUCAGCUGUCGACGACGGCGGCUCAUUCAGCCCAACACUGUGCCCAACCUUAACGGCAAGGCCCAGAGAAGCAGCUGUGUCCAGUGUAACUGCAGGGUUAACCCCAGCUGUGUGAUGUGUGGUGGCUGGCCCACCCCCAGAGAGGACCCUCAGUUUGAGCAGCCCACCCUGGAGCGCCUGUCAAGACUGGAUCUUGGCGUCCACCCCAUCCUCUCCUUCCCUGACGACGUCUGUAUAGGCCUACGUCUGCAGCAGGUGAUGAAGAGCCAGUGGCAGACCAAGUCACUGGAGAGGAGCAAACCACUGAAGAAGCUCUCCCUCAAACACAAGCUGUCCUCGUCCAAAGAGAAGCACAAGUUCACCAACUCACUCAUGGCAGUCAGUGUUGCAGGACUGGGCCACUAUAAGAACCGUGCUGAGAAGCCGAGGACAGUGGACGCCAGCAGCAGCAGCAGCAGCAGUGCUGUUCUGAACACAGCCAGGCUCGAGGGCCAGGCCGUGUGCAAGACUGAGCGACUGCAGGGCCACUCCACCCCGUUAGGGCCCUUCGACAAGAACUACAGCCGCAAGAGAUUAAGAGAGCACUCGCUGGACAGGACUGACACCUCCCCCAAACUUUUCCUGGAAUCAAGCACCCCCUGCCCAACUCUGGCCAACAUGCACUCAUCCCUCCACAGCCCCCUCACACGCCAGCUGUCCACAUCUUCAGAGAACUCCACACCGCUGGGCCCCAGCUCCCAGAGCGUCCCGAGCACACCUCAGCAGCCCAUCAAGAGGAGGCGAGGUGAAAGCUCUUUCGACAUCAACAACAUAGUAAUCCCCAUGUCUGUGGCGGCCACCACGCGGGUGGAGAAGCUGCAGUACAAAGAGAUUCUCACACCAAGGUGGCGAACUGUGGACAUCUUCUCUCAGCCCAUCACGGAGGAGGAGAACGAACGGGAGGUGGAGGACCUGUCCGACGCAGCCUUCACUCAGCUCCAUCAGCCCCACGAGGACCAGGAGCGGUCCCGCUGGACUUGGAUGGCCCUGGCUCCUGCUAAGAGGAGGGGCAGCAGGUCGUACAAAUCUGUGGACGGGCGCACCACACCACUGCUGUGCGGGACCAACCCUCCCACCCCUCAGCCUGCGUCCCCAGACCCAGGCCACUGCCCCAUGCUCCACGACUACAGCCACGUGCCGUCACCCAUGAGUCCAGCCAGCCCCGACACCACCUCCAACCCCCACACGCCCUGCUCCAGAGACUCCCAUCGGCUGCUGUCCAGCGAGGACACGCGGUGCUCUACGCCGGACUUCACCUUUGAAGAGAGGACGGUCGCGCCGUGGGAACGUCGCAGCUUCCCCUUGCCAGAGGACCCGGCCCCGGAGCCAGAGCCAGAGAGCGACCACCACAUCAGGCCCAGAAUGCGCAGCAUCUCAGGUUGCCGAGCAACAGCCUACGGCCGGCUGGAUUCGGACGACAUGGAGCUGCCUUGUGACGACGACAGCGGCCCCAAACUCAAGGCCGCCUCCACCACCACCACCACCCACCGAUGAAUGACUGACAGGCUGAGGUCCCCCCGCCCCCGCCCCUCCCCCACCCACAGCUCCUCUCUGGCAUUAACAAGCAGAACCUCAAAGCAGAAUAAGAUAUUAAAUGGGUUCCUGUUGUUUGAUAUUCAAACAUCAGUCUAAUACUUUCACAGUUUUUAGUGAACAUUAUGGAGAUAGAAGCCUUUCCCUACACUUGUUUUUGUCACAGGAAAAAAAGGAUAAAUGUAAAAAAAAAAGUAUAAAACAACACGUUACAAAAAAUGUUUUCUGUAGUAGGCUAAACAAUGUACAUGGGGGCUUAGUGGUGUUUCAUAUGUCGCGUGUACACUUGUAGCGCACUAUGUAGCGGACUCCUCAAAAUAUGGCCAAAGGGUGUUUUCUAUUGACUAGUUUGCUUGUAAUUCCCAUGUACAUUUUUAGUGGAGUGACAAAUAACAAAACGAGAAAAAACACCCCCCCCUCCUCCCCCUCCACCCUUCAUCAUCCUCCUCCUCAUCCAAAUAAACAGGUACAUUUGAGAUGUGGUUCCCUUCUUCUCCCUCUAGAGGUCGCCUGAAAUCACCAGAGCACUUCUCCAACUGCCAAGUCUAGUUUUGUUGGUUUGCUUUUCUUUGUUUUUUCAUUCCUGACAUGUUUUAUUUGUAUCUGUUCUGUCUGUUCCUGCGUACGUAACACAUUCUUUGUGUUUUUUGAAUAGUAAAUCAUUCCUUCUGCAGAGUGUCCAGCUCCUGUCUCCGCCCCGCCGUCUCUUCUUACGCUCUCAGUUCUGGUUUUUAAGAGGGUGGUGGCAUAGAGAGGACUGGGGUGUCUUUUUUGAGCACUUGCCCUACAGAACAGCGCUGCUGCAUGCUUAAAAAACAUGCUAAUGUUAGUCUUAUCACAACAGCACACAGUAAGAUUUCCACUUAUUAAACAAAAAAGAACCAAGCGGCAGGUGAUGGGGAUGAUUGUACCAUCUGCUAGUUUCACUCUCUGCGUACAGUCGUUGCUGUAUUAGAAAAAUGUGGCAAAAUAAAGACAUAACACAAUUACAUCCCCCUUCCUCUUUCUUCUGGUUCAACUUGACAAGUUUUCUCUUGCAAACACUUCAAAUGUAGCAGCUCUCAGCUAGAAGCCACCCCGAGCUCAGGUUUUUCAAUUUAAGGGAAUAUUUUCUGCUGUUCAACAGUUCCACUCUGAUCAGAUCCAGACGACAAACUUUUGUUUUUUGCCACCCCACCAACGUCAUAACCACAACUCUUCUCGCCCCCUCAAGUAACUAAUUGCUAUGCAAAAAAAAAGACUAUGGUUGUUUUCAUUUUACACCUCCUUUUUAUGCCACAGCCAUUCAAUCACUGUUUUUUCUUUUGUAGUUUAAGCAAGAUGUCAAUGUACCUGUUCGAUUGUUGCAGCAGUUAACCUAAUCAAAAAGCAGAAUUGUUUUUUCUUUUUUGUAAAUAGUACCAUUAAAACAUUUAUGUUUAACUUGG
Epinephelus fuscoguttatus (brown-marbled grouper) is the source of this 5431-nucleotide messenger RNA. It is a transcript of the gene kansl1a, whose product is annotated as KAT8 regulatory NSL complex subunit 1a. The record is from RefSeq and is a predicted model, not a curated record. The transcript has 15 exons. Gene Ontology annotation, molecular function: histone acetyltransferase binding. The coding region runs from base 609 to 3965 and encodes 1118 amino acids. NCBI's taxonomy places the organism in Eukaryota, Metazoa, Chordata, Actinopteri, Perciformes, Serranidae. Gene Ontology annotation, cellular component: NSL complex.